CAGCAUCAGUUUCGUUUCUCUGGAACAGCACUGCCCCCUCGCAGCCGCACUGAAAUAGACGCUGGAGGAAAGCUUUCACAUCACUACACAAUGGGGCUGCUAACACUCAUGGUAGCUGCAGGUGCAGGAGCAGCUGGAUCUGUUGUAGCAGUUCCAGCUCUGAUAGCAGCAGCAGGCUUUACUGCCACUGGAAUAGCAGCAGGAUCUCUGGCUGCCUCAGCUAUGUCUGCUACUGCGGUAGCUAGUGGUGGUGGGGUGGCUGCUGGCAGCGCUGUUGCCCUCGCACAGUCUAUUGGGGCAGUCGGCAUGUCUGGAACCGUGGCAUCAGCUGUGGGGUCUGCAGGAGCUGCUAUCGGCGGAGCCAUCGGAUUGUUGGUGUAACAUCAUCCAGCACCCUCAGACCCUCAUGCCAUCUUUGUCUACACAGCAAUGCUACAACAAUACUUGAAGGAAAAGCUGAGGAAAUGGCUUUUCUGUCACUAAUUUGAACUUGAUGUACUUUACUAAAGCCUAACUUUACCUACUUUACUAAUUUUCUACAUGAAGGAACACUGCAAAGUGUUUUACCUGAUCAACAAAAAAUAAAUAUAUAUAUGCUAUAAAAUAA
Molecule: messenger RNA, 607 nt
Organism: Astyanax mexicanus (Mexican tetra)
Lineage: Eukaryota; Metazoa; Chordata; Actinopteri; Characiformes; Acestrorhamphidae
Product: interferon alpha-inducible protein 27-like protein 2
Exons: 5
Coding region: 91-381 (96 amino acids)
Biological process (GO): apoptotic signaling pathway
Cellular component (GO): membrane; mitochondrion
Source: RefSeq, a predicted model, not a curated record